This is a messenger RNA of Planococcus citri (citrus mealybug), 2527 nucleotides long. RefSeq lists its product as uncharacterized. The transcript has 2 exons. The record is from RefSeq and is a predicted model, not a curated record. NCBI's taxonomy places the organism in Eukaryota, Metazoa, Arthropoda, Insecta, Hemiptera, Pseudococcidae. Bases 412 to 2331 code for a protein of 639 amino acids.
UCAACUUUAGCAUUAGCUGUUUCUGUUUCUCUCAUACGCCCGUCCAUACUGUCUAGACAUGGUCUAGACUACGCUUCUUUGAAGUUCUUUCUGACCGACGCUUAUCAAAUUAGCUAAUCUCGUUCUGUUCUAACCAGGCCUACGACUUACGUGUUACGUCGACUUACGAGGCUUCGCAUUCGCAUGAGCUCUCAUUCCAUUGUAUUCAGAUGCAUUUUCAGCGUAGGUAGCUGUGAUCAUGUCGUGAAUUGUGAGCUGCGUGCUUUGGAUUUACCAAAUUAUUCGUUUAUAAUUACGUUGUUAAUUCUUGGUGGAUUUAUCGUUCAUUAUUUUUUCGCUACUUUUUCGUACCAUAGAUUCUCUAAUCAAAUUGAAUUUAGAUCUUCGCAUAUACCGAAUCAAGAAUAGAAGAUGGCCGAAACCAGUUCUCGCGUUUACGAUCUUACUUAUCCGAGUCCUGUGACACUGAAAGAAAUCUCUGCUAUCGCGCUAGUUGCGGAAUUAUGGCGUAAAGAAAUCGCACCCAAGGAAAUUACAACUCGGGAUGAAUUAAAAUUAGCGCAAGAUAUUCUGCUGAAAAAGAUCCCCGAUGUCCCAUCGGCGAUUUACGAUUUAUUGGUCGCAUACAGCGCCAAAUUCAGUUCAUCAGUUUCUCUCCAACUAGCGUCGAGCGAUUUCCAUUAUGUCGUUCGGGACUGGGAUGGUGCUGUUCAUGAUGUUCGAACGGCCAAACGAAAGAUGCUAUGUGAUCGACUCACUGCUGAGAAGAAAUUCCAAAUUGCUUGUCGGUACUGUUUGGAAGAUGACAUUAGACGACUUUGGCCAUGUGUAAGCUCGAACAUCGAUUUGACCCGUAUGGAUUUUGAUUAUUCUCCACUUAAUUACUACUGGAUUUGCUGUCUUAAAAACGAACUACAUAAUAUACCGAAUCCGGGUGAUGAAUCAAUCGAUGAGGUGAUGUUUGAUAAUUGCGAACUUCGAGGUGAGGGCUUUUGUUCUCUCGAGUAUUUUUGGAAUCGUAUACCCUACGAUAAACGAUCGCAUGCAACCUUCGCUAUGUAUAGGUACAAUUGCGGUCUAUUCGCUAGGUUCAUUUUACCUAGAUUGGACGAUUUCCAAUUGGAAACAUUUCUCGCUGAAAGAGGUGUUGAUUUCAUGUAUUCUUUGCUGAUCAAUUAUAGCAUACACGAAGACAAAAUCCACGUUUUUCCUGCUUGGAUGUACAUUAAAAACAAAAUUAGCAAAAGUCAGUUCAUCGAAUUAAUCGAAAAAUUGCUGGAUGAAGAGACGAACAUAUUCAGCGCGAGUUACAAACAUGAAAUUCAUGCAUGCUGCGAAGUAUGGGAAAAUUCUCCUGACAGUUUAAAGAAGUGGGCAUUAAAUGCUGUUUUAUUGAAUGAAGAAUUGUUCGAGAGAAUGAGUACUGGGCCAUAUCACCCUAGAGAAAUGAGAUUCCUGAUCACAGUUCUGUUGGAUGCCAGUUUUGAACAGAGGCACAAAUUUUGGUGCGAAAAUUGGCGUAAUUUGAUCACCGGUGCUCGUGUCGAAGAUCUACAAGCAGUAAUGAAGUUAUGUUUCCGGAACGAAAACGAUAUAAGCUCAUUUAAAGAACAAUAUAUGUCUAAAUACGAAAAUAUCGGCCCAUAUUGCGUCGAUUCGCUAAAGGACAGAUGGUUCAAGGAAGUGAACGAAUUUUUGUCUUUUUGUCAUUCGGACCAGCAAAAAGCAAGAGAGUUGAAACAACAAGUGUUGAGGUCUAAUUUUCUCGGAGAAAAUUCUGUUCUGCGUUACAGUAUAAGCAAGUCUUAUAAUAAAGAGUUGAAUGCGUUCGUCGAAGAUGCUUUUGACGAUGUCGAUCUUCGUGUUGAAUUCAAAAAUCAAUUCGUUUCAUCGCCUGCAACUCAAAACUACUUGUUCAAGUGUAUUCGUGUAGGUAACUUCGGUUGUCUGAUAGAAUUAGUUGAAGCAUUUGUACCCGAAGAACAAGAUGUUCGUGUUUUGAAGCAACGUUUGUUGCAUAAUUUCAAGGAGCAAUUGGUCUCCGGUGAUAUUUGUGAAAUGAAGGGUGAUAAUUUACAAAAAUUUCUCGUGUGGUUUUUGGAUAGUGAAGAUGAGAUCGGUAAAUUCAAACAGUCGUUACCAGUAGAUGAUAUUUUGUGUAAUGUGGUGCAGGUUGCGUUGGAACGUAGGCAUCGUUGGGGUGGUUAUAAGGAAUACCGCGAUAAGCUAGAUGAUUUUUUGAACUGGUAUUUUAAUAAUGAUGCUGAAGAGAUUCGGAAAAUUAAGGAACGGUACUCUGAUAAGUUGAAAGUGUUUGGCCAUCGUGAGUAGUAUUGUUUCUUGAAACUUUCAUGUUCAAAUUACGGAGAUAAAAGUUUACGUGUGAUUUUUCUUGUAUGACUGCAGUAUUUUUUCAAUUUUUUUGUUUUUAUUAUUGAUAUUCAGUACUGGUAUUUAUUUUGUUUUUAUGAAGAUGUAAUAUGAUUUUGUUAUUUUAUUAAUCGUAAGGUAUUAAACCAGUUGAGUU